Molecule: messenger RNA, 729 nt
Organism: Choloepus didactylus (southern two-toed sloth)
Lineage: Eukaryota; Metazoa; Chordata; Mammalia; Pilosa; Megalonychidae
Gene: MRPL27
Product: mitochondrial ribosomal protein L27
Exons: 4
Coding region: 60-518 (152 amino acids)
Biological process (GO): translation
Cellular component (GO): mitochondrial large ribosomal subunit; ribosome
Molecular function (GO): structural constituent of ribosome
Source: RefSeq, a predicted model, not a curated record
UGGCGUCCGUGGUGCUGGCGGUGAGGGCGCGGACGGCAGGUAACGGGACGCCGUGGUCGAUGCGGGACGCGGCGCUGAGGCGAAGUGGAGACCCAGCAGGAAGGCUGGGAGUGACAACACUGUUGAACCCCUCUCAGACUGCAGCCCUUGCUGUCAGAUAUGCAUCCAAGAAGACAGGUGGCAGCUCCAAAAACCUCGGUGGAAAGUCAUCAGGCAGACGCUAUGGCAUCAAGAAAAUGGAAGGUCACUACGUUCAUGCUGGCAACAUCCUUGGGACUCAGCGCCGUUUCCGCUGGCACCCAGGAGCCCAUGUGGGGCUGGGGAAGAGGAAGUGCCUCUAUGCCCUGGAGGAGGGGGUGGUCCACUACACUAAGGAGGUCUACGUGCCCCAUCCCAGCAACUCUGAAGCUGUGGAUCUGGUCACCAAGCUGCCCAAAGGUGCUGUGCUCUACAAGACUUUUGUCCACGUGGUUCCUGCCAAGCCUGAGGGCACCUUCAAACUGGUAGCCAUGCUUUGAGCUCCUGAUUGAGGCCACUGAACAGACUGGAGCCCAGAUACCAGGAGAGGGUGAUACUCGAAGAGGUCAAGGGUUGGGGGGUGACAGCAGGCCUCCCGAGGAAGAGGUCUGCUUGAUGGUGACUUUUCAGGAAGCUCUGUGAAGUGAUGGGCUGGGAAGCCCUUGGAGACACCUGACCUGGGGCCAGUAAUAAAUUUGGGUAGAGUCAUUA